AUGAUCCUCUGGAACUACCUAGCCAAGCACACCAAGGAGAAUUGCGGUCUUUUGGCUGGGAUGGUGGUUUCCUCCCCAUUCGACAAUUUCCGUUCAACGGCUUCCCUCGAAACCUUCUUCCCGCGGCUCUUCUUCAACAGCCACCUCGCCCAAUGCCUCAAGAACGUCGUCCUCCCCCACAAAGAACUGUUCCACGAGCUGAUCGAGUGGGACGUGCUGAUGAAGUCGAACACUAUCCGCGGCUUUGAUCAGCAUUUCGUCGUGCCGAUGUUUGGCUACCGCGACUGGGAGCACUACUACACGGAGGCCACGCUGAGGACCAAGGUUGCACAAAUUCCGAUCCCGGUGCUGGCGCUGAAUUCGGCUGACGACUGCUUUGCGCCGAUUGAUUCCCUCCCACUCGACGAAAUAUCCAAAUCGGAGAACGUGGUGGCCGUGGUGACGAAGCACGGCGGGCACACGGCUUUCAUGACCCAUCGCGACCCCAACGAGAAUGGACUCGUCGAGCCGCUGCUGCUCGACAUGGGGCGCGCCGUGUUCGCCGAGAGC
This is a messenger RNA of Mesorhabditis spiculigera, 549 nucleotides long. The record is from the annotation of a GenBank genome assembly. NCBI's taxonomy places the organism in Eukaryota, Metazoa, Nematoda, Chromadorea, Rhabditida, Rhabditidae.